Molecule: messenger RNA, 3264 nt
Organism: Colletotrichum aenigma
Lineage: Eukaryota; Fungi; Ascomycota; Sordariomycetes; Glomerellales; Glomerellaceae
Exons: 6
Coding region: 1-3264 (1087 amino acids)
Source: RefSeq, a predicted model, not a curated record
AUGGACGGAGAAGUCGCUACAGCAGUCCUUCCUGGAUGGAAAGCCCGGCCUGAGAAUCGAGCACAAGCCGACGCCCAACUUCGGAAGCUGCUUGAGCCACGAGAACGCCUGAAGCAACGGGAGUUACUGAGACAGCAGACCGGCACAGACGCGAACAACCAAAGCGAUGAUUUUGAGAUUGACCAAUUCGACGGAUCUUUGACAGUUCUGUCCGAGCAGCUGUACAACAAAGAUACGCACUUCAUCCUUGAGCUGAUCCAGAAUGCGGACGACAACGCAUACGGCGCAAGCACCAUACCCAGCUUCGGUAUGAGACUGGACAAGAAUGAUGGCGACUGCACUUUCCAGACCGGAUGCAACGAAGUGGGCUUCACAGUCGAUCAGAUUGACGCUCUCUGCAGAAUCGCGAGUAGCACGAAGAAGAACGAGAAGGACGUACGUACAGGCUACAUCGGCGAGAAGGGUAUUGGCUUCAAGGCUGUCUUCAAAGUCGCCGAUGUAUUGUACAUCAAGAGCGGAUUCUACAGCUUCAAGCUGGACAAACGCAACGGUAUGGUCGGAACACUGCUGCCUUUGACAGCCGAUUUCCCAGCGUCAAAGUACCACGAGCACGAUCGCUCAGCGACACGGAUGACACUGCUUCUCAAGGGCAUAGAACAAUACGACAAGAUCUCCAAAGAGCUCACCAAGAUUAAGCCUGAGAUACUGCUUUUUCUGCGUCGCUUGAGAUCCAUUUCCAUAUACAAGGGGCAGGAAACCACAGUUUACUUGGCGAUGCACAACGAGCAUGAGGAGAAGCUUCAAGGUGAGACCAAGACCAUUGACUGCCAGAAGCAAGGCGAAUCAUUUCGCAACAAGAAGUUUCUCAUCACCCGAACGAUGGUGAACGAUAUGCCAAACGAGGAGAAGCGAGCAGUCGUGCAAAUCAUCGAAAAAUAUCAGCAUAUUCCUGAUGCUGGUAUCAAAGUCAUUCAUCAUGAUUACUUUGAACGACUCAAGCAGACUCAACAAAACUCUGGCGCCAAGGUCGCUGCAAUUGCCACAGAACCCGAAAGUGGCGAGACGGAAACCUCGGCGAAGACAGACCCCUUUCAUCAGUGGCUAACAGGGCAAGACUUGUGUCAGCUGGCAACAAAGCCAAGGCUCACCUUCUACCACCGGGAUUCUAACGAAGACAGACUAACAAGAGAAUGGAAGUGGCUGAGCAAGCACGCCGUGAUGGAUCUAGUCUUGCUGAUGAGGGACGAUUGGGCGCACUACGCCGCCAAUCGACGUACUCUGAUAACAGCGGCCAAAAAGCUGCUUGUGCCUUGCCGAGGUGGGAAAGUCCGCGAGCUGCAGGAGACCCCUAUACCGUCAAGUUCGCUCCUCGAAGCGUGCCCUCACAUCAAUUUUGCAGACAUUCCCGAGCCCAACGACGAGAAGUGGCGUUUUUUGUCGAACUUCUCGGUCAUUGUGGAGGCCAAAGAUGAGGCACGCAUCCGCGAGCUUGAAGUGUUGCGUCGCGUUACAACUCACGAAAAUACCUUGGAGACGGUCCAUCCCAUUUAUGAGUACCUGGCCAAGAACAGAUCAAUGAUGUUGAAUUCAACCGUGGAAUAUUUCGAAUCAAGACGUCUAGUUUUCCAUCCAGACCAAGGAUGGGUAACGCCAAAAGAUUGUGUAUGGAAGAGUCCUGCUGUUCUUAAACAUACUCGAGCACUUUGCGAGGUAUAUCCUGAGUGUGACGGUCUCUUCCCAGGUCGACUGGGAAUAAAAGAUGCUGGAAUGCGUGAGGUAAUUCAAGAGCUGGAAACCUUCAAACAUUCAGGUCAACCUGAAGAUACAGAAGUGUUGAAGAGUGUGAUCCUCCUUCUCAGUGAGUAUCUUCAACAGCGGAAAUCAUCUAAUGCAGCGAACGAUGCUGGACUGCUAGAAAAGAUCAGAAACCUGAAGAUCUUUCCGGUUAUCUCGGAUACUCGCUCCUCGGACCAGCCAUCGGUUGUCAAACUUCGGUCGCUCGCAGAUGAUUGGUACAUUGCAGAUCAAAGUGCAUUGAGGAGCGCCUUUCUAGGACGAGUCGAAAUUCUCGACUUUGAUGUUCUGAAAGAUAUUGACAAACUUUUCCCUUUGGUCAAAUGGCUUGAUAUCGACCGCCUUCUAUUGAGCACAGCGGUGAAGGAGUCAAGCAGUACUAUCGGCCCAGCUGUGUUAAUCAAUAACUGGUCUAAAUCUCUUCAAAGGAGAGCAAAAUUCGCAUCCUUGCUUGGAAACAACACGGACGGUUCUACGACCGAGAAUGCUCCAGUGUAUCGACUUUCGCAAGUCUCGAGUAUUGUGGUUCGUAGGAAACUUGGCCAGAUCCAUGGUUUAUCUGAAGACGGCAAAAUUCUCAUCGAGCAUACGGAUGGCUUCAUUGACGUGUAUGUCCUGCGCGAUCCGUUCGAUAACCAAGAUAGACGGGUCAGUCGGGAGCUUUCGAAGCUCUUCAUCGACCAAUAUCAAAUCACCAAGCCAGAGCAUGUCACGCAGCUUCGUGACAUCCUGGGAGCGAAGCUUAGCGAGAUGGGAGAUCUGCUGGAAGAGGUUGGCAUCCGGUGUCCUUGGUCUGAGGAGACUCCUGGGGAGACCACCACUGAGUCGAGAACGGUUAAUGUCACCACUAUUUCGCCGGCGACAUCAACAACGGCAAAGAAGGCUCUUCAGCCUGUCAAUUUGAUGAGCCAGACUACGUCUGCUUGCUCAUCAAGACCCAAUGGACAUACCACUAUUGAUCGAGACCGCUUCAAGAAAGUUGGUGUACUUGGGGAAGCUUGGAUGAACGAAUACUUCAAGACGCGCAUUAGGAACUGGGACGCUACUCGACACUGGACCAGCAAGUUGCGGGUUGAGAAGGGAUAUCCGGACUUCCUUGAGGACGAGUCAAAGACAGCAGAUUUCACGUAUACGGACGAGAACGGCCGCAUGCUUCCUGCCAUGGGUCUUCCUUCUCAUACUCAAGAUUGGGGAGACAAGCACAUCACAUACUACAUAGAGGUAACGGGGACUGUGUUUGACGUCAGUGAGCCAUUCCAUGUGAGCCAGCAUCAAAUGGAUAUGGCACGCAAGUACUCGAAGCGUGAGCUGAUCCCCACGGAUAUUUAUGUGAUCGCUCGUGUCUAUCGUCUUGGCCACAGGUACAUGAACACUGAAGUCAAGUUCUACGUCGACCCUUGGCGCUCUAUUAGCGCAGGCAGACUCAAUCUUAAGAGUGAAGGUUACGAAGUUACACCUGCGACCAAAUGA